This is a messenger RNA of Apis laboriosa (Himalayan honeybee), 948 nucleotides long. RefSeq names its product DNA mismatch repair protein MutL-like. Gene Ontology annotation, biological process: mismatch repair. The transcript is spliced from 4 exons. The record is from RefSeq and is a predicted model, not a curated record. Gene Ontology annotation, molecular function: ATP binding; ATP-dependent DNA damage sensor activity; ATP hydrolysis activity. Lineage: Eukaryota; Metazoa; Arthropoda; Insecta; Hymenoptera; Apidae. The coding region runs from base 166 to 684 and encodes 172 amino acids. Gene Ontology annotation, cellular component: mismatch repair complex.
AAUGCAUAUGAUGAAAAUUUAUACUCAAUUAAAGUAAAAUCUGAAUUGCAAAUUCCAGAUAUAUUACCUCAUCAAGAAAUUGAUGUGCGUCCAUGUAAAAAUGACCGAUUUCGUGAAUUUAAAAUAAAUAAAAAACUGUUAAAACUUAUUAAAAUAUUAGGACAGAUGAACAAUGAAUUAAUAAUAGGAUUAAUAAUUCAAAAUAAUAUAAAGAUGCUUUUAUUAAUGGAUCAACAUGCAAUUCAUGAAAGGAUAAGAUAUGAACAAUUACUUCAUGAAUAUAAAUCACAAAUAAGAAACCAACUAUUUUCUAUCAAAUUAAAAAAUCCUAUAGUUAUACAGCUAUCUGCAAAGAAUUGCAAUUUACUUUUAUCUAAUCAUAAAAUAUUAAAAAGAUUUGGUAUAACUUUUAAUAUAUUAGAUAACAAUAACAUAAUAAUACGAACAGUGCCAGAAUGUUUAAAAAAAAGCAAUUAUAGCGAAUUGAAAUUAAAGUUAAAUAUACAAAAUCUUUUAAACGAAUUAAUACAAAAUUCUACAAAAUAUAUAAACUAUCAAAUUAAUGAUUUACCAAUUACUAUACAUAAUGCAAUUGUAAUGAAAGCUUGCCAUGGUAUGCUCUUUUUUCCUUUUAUAUUUAUAUGUAUUUUUAAUUUCAUAAACAAUUUAACAAACAUCAUAUAAAGUAUAAAUAGAAAAGUUAAUAGAAUAUAUAUAUAUAUUUUUUAUUCAUACAUAUUAUUUAAUGUUAACAAAUAUAUUAUCACUAUCUGAGUAUUUUAGGAGCUAUAAAGUUUGGACAUUCACUAACAUUAAAAGAAUGUAAAUGGCUUUUGAAAUUAUUAAAUGAAACGAAAAUUCCUACUCAAUGUGCUCACGGACGACCAUCUAUAGUGCCUCUAUUAGAAUUAACGAAUUUAGAAACACGACAGACAAAAAUUGUUCAGG